Molecule: messenger RNA, 1602 nt
Organism: Somion occarium
Lineage: Eukaryota; Fungi; Basidiomycota; Agaricomycetes; Polyporales; Cerrenaceae
Source: the annotation of a GenBank genome assembly
AUGUCGUUCAACAGUACGCCCAUAGAAGAGAUACCUGUGAUAAGGGAUGCUUUGGUGAAAGGAUUCGCUUCAGGAAAGACAAAGAAUGUCCAGUAUCGCAAAGAUCAACUCAUCCACCUCAGUUAUCUUCUACAUGAGAAUCGCUCUCGUUUUGUAGAGUCCUUGGCCAUUGACCUCAAACGACCAGCACUCGAGACCGAUUUCUUGGAAAUCGAUGGUACCAUUGCCGAAGUCCGGGAAGCCUAUACGAAUGUCGAGAAAUGGAGCAAACCGGAAUCACCUGCCUUCAGCUUGAACUGGUUCUCUAUGAACCCUAAGAUUAGGAAAGAGCCAAAGGGAGUCGUUCUGAUCAUCGGGCCUUUCAACGUCCCUCUGUGGUGUCUUCUGGGCCCCCUUGCAGGGGCGAUCGCUGCUGGAAAUACUGUAGCGAUCAAACCAUCUGAGAUGACACCUAUGACCGCAGACGUAAUUGCAGAGCUUUUCCCCAAGUAUCUUGAUCCUGAAGUGGUGAGGGUUGUCAAGGGUGGUAUACCACAAACAAGCAAGCUUCUUGAAUAUCCUUGGGGACACAUUUGUUAUACCGGCAGCCAGCGUGUCGCAAAGAUUAUAGGCGUCGCAGCUGCCCAAACUUUGACACCGGUGACAUUUGAACUCGGCGGUAAAAGUCCAGUUAUCGUCGACACAUCGGCCGACCUGAAGUUGGCUGCUCGAAGAAUCUUGUGGGGGAAAUGUGCAAAUGCCGGUCAACUUUGCGUCGCACCGGACUAUGUCUUGGUUCUCCGUGAAGUUGAAGAGCAGUUCAUUAGAGAACUGCAACAAGUGUACACUGCGUUCUUUGGCUCCGAUCCAGCCAAAUCCGAUUCCAUUUCACGCAUCGUCUCUCCGCAGCAUACUUUGCGUAUCAAGAAUCUGGUGGAAAGCACCAAGGGCAAUAUUCUCAUUGGAGGACAGAUCGACGUUAAUGAGCGAUAUGUUGCGCCUACUAUUGUGACAGAUGUUCCUGGCGACGAUUCGCUUAUGACCGACGAGAUAUUCGGACCUGUAUUGCCCAUUAUUUCGGUUGAUUCUCUCAAUCAGGCGAUCGGGUUCAUCAACUCCAGAGAUCACCCACUUGUUCUCUAUAUCUUCUCGGAGGACAAGAAGGUCAAAGAGAAAGUCUUUUCGAGUACUAACAGUGGAGGCGCGGUUGCGAACGACGUUGUGAUCCUGCCUGCUGCUGCCGGUUUGCCAUUUGGCGGCAUCGGAGCCAGUGGAUUUGGAUAUACUACCGGAAAGUGGGGUUUCAACACCUUUACACACUUCAGAGGUACUCUCGACGUUCCCAGCUGGUUGGACAAGGUUGUUCUCGGCUCUCGUUUUCCACCAUAUACGGAUAAGAAAUUGGCUGAUCUAAAGAAGAAUCUUAAUGAUACACUCCCACUUCGUCCAGGUACCCGACCAGUCACUGCGUUAAAACGCAGAUGGGGCUGGUGGAUUCUGCUUGCGCUUCUGAGCGCCAUUGGUGCAUUGCGCAAGAAGAGAUUUGUCGCAGCCAACAUUUGCAGAGCAGCCGGACGAAAGUCCAUUGGGAGGGGAGGAUUAUCUCAGUCGUGCGAUGAAUAG